This is a messenger RNA of Vigna radiata var. radiata (mung bean), 387 nucleotides long. RefSeq names its product 54S ribosomal protein L8, mitochondrial-like. The transcript has 5 exons. The record is from RefSeq and is a predicted model, not a curated record. Lineage: Eukaryota; Viridiplantae; Streptophyta; Magnoliopsida; Fabales; Fabaceae. The coding region runs from base 1 to 387 and encodes 128 amino acids. Gene Ontology annotation, molecular function: structural constituent of ribosome. Gene Ontology annotation, cellular component: ribosome; large ribosomal subunit. Gene Ontology annotation, biological process: translation.
AUGACAAAAUUCAGGAAGCUGGGUCGACCCACCGGUCACCGGAUGUCCAUGCUCAGAACCAUGGUUUCCCAGUUGGUGAAACACGAGCGUAUCGAAACUACUGUGGCCAAGGCCAAAGAGAUCAGACGACUCGCGGAUAAUAUGGUUCAGCUUGGAAAGGAGAACGGGGAUGAAUCUAUUAAGGGGUUGGUUGAUGCGUGGAAUUUGGAAAUACGAUUAUCUUUUGAUUGUUCAAUUUGUCAAGUUAGGUUGUCUCAGUUUUUCUUGUUUGCAUCUUUUCCACCUCAAUCAGGGCAUAUGGCAAGUUGGGGUUUGGGGGAGGAAUUUUUUAUUGUGAACUUUGAAGUGAAUUUGUCCCUAUAUGAUGAUGAUACACGUAAGGCAUAA